AUGGAUUCCCCGUUUGUGUCGUCCCUUUUCAGAUCUCUGUUCCACCGCAGAGCUCACCUGCGGCUUCGCGCUAGCCUCAAUGGCUAUGCUCAGCGGCGAAACCUUAUGGGGUUUAAACUCCCUGUUGCGCCAGACAGUGACAAGAAUACAUGGCAGCCGCGAAGCACAUUUCUCCAGCGGGACCGCUCAGAUGAAUAUGAGCGAUACCCUAUGGUGACCGCGCAGCAAUUGGCAACCCGUACGGAAAGGCCCAAGAGGGUGAAAAUGCUUGUGCGGGACUUUAUCGACGACAGCUUAUACAAUCCCAACUACGGUUACUUCUCCAAAUACGCCGUCAUCUUCUCCACCCCGCACGCCUUCAACUUCCCCGCCCUCAUUGACGAAUCCGAUUUCCAACGCAAUCUCGGGGAGGCCUACACGGCCUUCGAGGACGCACUCGAUGCUAAGCACCCCUCCGACAUCCGCCAGCUCUGGCACACACCCACAGAGCUCUUCAAGCCCUACUAUGGCGAAGCCAUCUCGCGGUACCUUGUCGAGAACUACAAACUGUCGCUCUUCCCCUAUCACGACCUCAUCAUCUACGAGAUGGGCGCCGGGAAUGGUACCAUGAUGGGUAACAUCCUGGACCACAUCCGCAAUACGGAUCCCGACGUCUAUGCACGUACAAAAUACCGAAUCAUUGAGAUUUCGCCGUCUCUUGCGGAACUGCAGCGUAUACAAGCAUCUCAAGGUCCACACGCGGACAAGAUUGAGAUCGUGAACAAGAGCAUAUUUGACUGGGAUACUUACGUUCCUGAUCCCUGCUUCUUCCUCGCGCUCGAGGUGUUCGACAAUUUCUCGCACGACAUGAUCCGUUACGACCCUGAGACGGAGCGGGCCCUGCAAGGUGUCGUAAUGAUUGACAAGCAAGGGGACUUCCAUGAAUUCUACACGCCCCAUCUAGACCCGGUAGCAGAGAGGUUUUUAAAGAUCCGAUCCCGCGUUGCAAGGCCGGGAUUCCAACAUCCUCUACGGACCCCAAAGAUCCUAAGAAAGCUGAGAGAGGCACUGCCGUUCACGCCGAACCUAAGCAAACCUGAAUUUAUCCCAACGAAGAUGAUGGGCUUUUUCGACGUGCUGAGGGAGAACUUCCCCGCCCAUAAGCUGCUCAUGAGCGACUUCCACGCUCUACCAGAUGCAAUAGAGGGCGUAAAUGCCCCCGUAGUGCAAACUAGAUAUAAACGGACUAGUAUUCCUGUUUCGACGCCUUUUGUGCAGCAAGGCCUCUUUGAUAUUCUCUUCCCCACAGACUUUGACGUGAUGGAUGACAUGUACAAAGCACUAACUGGCCGCCUCACCAGAGUCAUGAAGCACGAGGAGUUCCUAAAGAGCUGGGCUUUCCUGGAAGAAACGGAGACGCAGAGUGGCGAUAACCCGAUGCUCAACUGGUACAAGAACGCCUCUGUGAUGAGCUCUGUUUAG
Morchella importuna is the source of this 1461-nucleotide messenger RNA. RefSeq lists its product as uncharacterized. The transcript has 3 exons. Gene Ontology annotation, molecular function: protein-arginine omega-N symmetric methyltransferase activity. Gene Ontology annotation, cellular component: mitochondrion. The record is from RefSeq and is a predicted model, not a curated record. Bases 1 to 1461 code for a protein of 486 amino acids. NCBI's taxonomy places the organism in Eukaryota, Fungi, Ascomycota, Pezizomycetes, Pezizales, Morchellaceae.